Peronospora matthiolae is the source of this 927-nucleotide messenger RNA. NCBI's taxonomy places the organism in Eukaryota, Oomycota, Peronosporomycetes, Peronosporales, Peronosporaceae. The record is from the annotation of a GenBank genome assembly.
AUGCACAGCCUCUUCCUUUUGGUAUUGACGUGUAGCAGCUUUUUCUGGGGGAAUGCCAACUCCUUGAUCGACAGGAACCGAGCGGAAGAUGCUAAUCUGAACCCAAUGUCUACUUCACACGCUAACGUCACGUCCAACUCGUCAGGGCUUUUGCCGUCCCAUAGUUUAGCUGUGGAUGUGACAACGUCGGUUGCCACCAGACCUUCGAAGCUGGGUGCUCCGGCAGUGGAAUGGUUCAACCGCGCAAUGCAAGACCAAGAGGAACGGUCUCCAAAUGGUGGAAUUUUUGGCGUGGUGAUCGACCUUUACCUCAAGAUUUUCGGUGGUCGCGGGCUGAGCCCCGCGAUAGUUGCUGAACAUCUCGCCAUCGAUGAGUCCAUCACUUCUUCGACGAUCAAGCGCUGGCUGGAAUUGACCUCCCAGGAUCAGGCUCCUGGUGAUGAAGUCAAGCUCGAAGAAGCUUACGGGGUGAUAACGAAGCGUGCAGGACACUACCAUGUAAUGGUCGCUCUUUCACAACUGCUCAAAACCGAGACCGUCACUGUUGACGCCAUCAAAAAUCAGAUCGCCUGGAUGUUCGAACGACUAGUUCCAGAUCUCACACACAUUUUGCGCGCGAUACCAAAAGUGUGGAGAAGGGGGGGAUUGAAACCCGAUGAAGUCGCGGAGAAGUUAGGGCUCAAACAGACUGGAUCGAUAAAGCUGCGAAAAUGUGCAGUUCAGUGGCUGGAUUACAUCCAUCUGUUGAGAGAGGAAAAAUUCAGGCGACAUCUUGCCAUUUCCGUUGAAGAUGCCUGGCAAAUUUUGUUUGGAGAGAUGGAGACAGGCAAGAUCAAAGAAUUUCUUGCCUUCGCCAAAAAAGAAGUGCCCAACCUGGAAGAGCUCAUCGCGGAACUGGAAGCAGAAACUCGGAAGCAAAAAGCUUAG